AUGUAAAUUGUAGAGCUCUACACGUGCUCCCUUUCGGUUGGACGUCCUGUGUCUAGUUCUGGAAAUUACGUCGCAAAUCGACAGACUACGCUAACGAUCCUGCAGAUAUUUACUUAUGUAAAUUUUAACAGGUGAAACCAUGUGCUCUGGAUCCCGAUGCUAUCUGCAAAGGCUGUGCAUUUAAAGACAGCAAUGGAACCUUCCAAAAACCAGUUUGGAAAAAUGCUCAGAAUGGGAAAACCUUCUACCCCUCAUAUAAUAUCUCCCCUGGACAUUACACACCAGUCAUGGUUUCUAGUCAACAUUUCCAAGACACGGCUGAAGCUUCGAUUAAAUCGAAGCGUGUAAUCCAGCCGAUGAGAUGGGGUCUUGUUCCUUCUUGGCACAAAGGCAACCCUAAUGGCAUCCCUUACCAAACCAAUAACUGUAAGUCUGAGACUAUGUUGGAAAAGAAGAUGUUUAAGGUUCCUUUGGAAAAGGGCAGACGAUGUGUUGUUCUCGCUGAAGGAUACUAUGAAUGGAAGAAGAGUGGCCAAACAAAACAGCCCUACUUCAUCACACAACAAAUACAUGAUGUGAAACCCAAUAUAAAAACGGAAGUGGAGGAUGUGAAAAAGGAAGAUGUCUCCAUGAUUAAAACUGAAGUUAAGACUGAAAUUAAAACUGAAGAUGAUGCAAAGAAAGAAACGAAAGAAAGUGUUUCUGGUGAAAAACCCAGCAAGCCCCUCAUGAAGAUGGCUGGAGUCUUUGAUAUCUGUAGAUCAAAAGAUGACAAAGACCAGGAUCUCUAUAGCUACACUGUAGUUACGGUGCCUGCAUCUGCUGCCACAGCAGACAUCCACCACAGAAUGCCGGCUAUUCUCAGUACAGAGGAAGAUGUUGAACAAUGGCUGGAUUUUGGAGCCGUUCCAAUUAAGGACGCUGUGAAGUUAAUCAAGCCACAGGAGUGCAUUGAUCUCUACCCCGUGUCUACUGUCGUCAAUAACUCCCGCAACAACAGCCCUGAAUGUGUUAAGCCACUGGACAUGAAGAAACCAAAAUCUGCCCUAGAGGCCUGGUUGAAGAAGAUACCAAAGAAAGAACCGGCAGAGAGUAAUCCAGCAAACUUCAUAAAGAAGGAACCAAAAGAAGAAGAAGAUGAUGAGAGUGAAAUACCAGCAAAGAAAAUCAAACAAGAGGAAUAAGAACAGGAGGCAUUUGAAGGGGAGGGGGGGGAUUUUGGUUACAAAUCUUGAAAGUUCAAGGGGCAAACAAUAGAGAUGUAGUAUUAGAUCACAAAUGUGGGAUUUGUUUCAAUAAUAAUAAUAAUAAUAUUCAAUGUCAGCUGGCAAAUGGGAUAUUGAAAAGAAAAAAAUAGAUUUUUACAGCAAACAAUAGAUUGUUUUUAGAUAUUCAGUGUUAUAUUAUAAAGUAUGUGGGGUCCUUUUAAAAAAAAUAAUAAUAUACGGUGUUAGAUGUCAGACAUGUGGAGGUUGUUUUAAUGUUAGAUAUUGAACACAAAACAUGUAGCUUUUUUUUAUUUUUGUAAAAAGAAUAUACCAUCUGAGAUUUAUAAACAUGUGGGAUUAUUUCAUGAAUAUUCAAUAUUACGGUUCAAACGUGAGAUUUAAAAACAAUUUCACAUUUUUGUUUUUUUUUUACUAAUAUAUUCAAUGUUAAACAUGUGGGAGUUCAUUACUAAUUUUCAAUGUUACGUAUUAAACAUUUUUUUUUUUUUUUUUAAAAACAUUGCAUGUUAAUUAGCAAGAAACACAUGAAGAACAUUCUCAAUUAUUAUUAUUCAGAAUUCAAACUUGUUUUGUUAUAUUUCUAAAUUUUUUAACUUAUGUUAGCAUGUUCAUUUUGUUCCCCCCCUCCCCAUCAAUUCCAUAGAGACAACAGCAUUUCAAACUGACCACCAUUCCCAGUUUUCAUCCGGUGUUUACCAUUUUUUUGUUAAUUCCCAACACAUUUGGAACUUUAUCUCAAAAGUGUAUUUUGUUAUUUUGUGGUUAUUCAUUAAAUUUUGAGUCUUUUGUUUUUUACAAAAGAAAUAAAAAAAACUUUUCAAAACAA
This is a messenger RNA of Octopus bimaculoides (California two-spot octopus), 2055 nucleotides long. Its product is annotated as abasic site processing protein HMCES. Gene Ontology annotation, molecular function: single-stranded DNA binding. Gene Ontology annotation, biological process: protein-DNA covalent cross-linking repair. The record is from RefSeq and is a predicted model, not a curated record. NCBI's taxonomy places the organism in Eukaryota, Metazoa, Mollusca, Cephalopoda, Octopoda, Octopodidae.